Molecule: messenger RNA, 1074 nt
Organism: Alternaria burnsii
Lineage: Eukaryota; Fungi; Ascomycota; Dothideomycetes; Pleosporales; Pleosporaceae
Exons: 1
Coding region: 1-1074 (357 amino acids)
Source: RefSeq, a predicted model, not a curated record
AUGUCGACCCCAUCAUACGCUCGCGCCACAGCCUCGUCUGCCUCCAGAGCUAGCCCAAGAUCAUCGAGCACUAUCCAUACCACAGCAGAACCGACGAUAUCUUCGCCAUACAGUGCAAAGAUCUCCGCCACACCUGAAAAGCGCGCUCAAGCCCCUCUGACUCCGAAGAAAGCCCUCAAACGACCAUCUCUUCUUACACCUCGGGCAAGAGACCAGCUCAUCUACAAUCGCGAUCUCUACCCUAUCAAACUCAAAGAUGUCUCCAAGCCAUGCCUCUUAGCAGACCUUCCAUCCGAACUACGCAGCCUGAUAUACAUGUUUGUCUUACCAAUGACACAUCACAUCUCUGAUUCUUGGCCCGCAAUCCUCAAACACGGACAACAACGGCCACCUCCCCUACUCCACAUCUGCCGUGCGAUCAGGAUAGAAGCGGCAUACGACUACUACACCAGCACAGCCUUCAAGUUUACAGUUCGGAACCUCAACUUCUAUCCUGUUAUGAAAUGGCUCGAUGAACUACCAAAACAGCAUCGCGCUCUGCUGUUAUCGCGGAACCGACAUUUAGAAAUUAACGUCUUACCGAGCGUAAAGAACACCUUCACAUAUCCACCUAAAGGCUGGUUGAUUGAUGGAUACAUGCAAGAUCACUGGAAAGCAUGCCAGCCCUUUGGAAAUAUCUACACAGUACCAUCUGACCUACAUAAAUCCCAUUUUCUUGUGUUCUGCCGGCUAGCUUCGUGGUUUCUUUGGUGUUCGAGAUCGCCACAAAAAGAUAUCAGGUGGGCUUACACAUUUGAGCAGUCGCCAUUCCAUAAUCCUUUUGGGUUGCCGGGUCUACAAGAGCAGGCGGUGUUAAAAUGGUUUCUCAAUCAUCAUGCUAUGGUCCUAACGAUGGGAUGUGUGGAAAAGGCAUGGAAGAGAAAUAAAUCUGGGGCGGCGAUGAUGCGAGGGGAUGUCAUGAAAUGGCUGGAGGCGUUGGACCGAUGGUACAAGACACGCUGGAACGAAGAGGUAAGUGAAGGAGGCUGGGACGAGCAGAUGGAGUCAGUGAAGAAGACUAUUCAAAGGUGGUAA